Messenger RNA from Rotaria socialis, 2640 nucleotides. The record is from the annotation of a GenBank genome assembly. Lineage: Eukaryota; Metazoa; Rotifera; Eurotatoria; Philodinida; Philodinidae.
AUGUCAUCUUCAACAUCUGAUUCAUCUUUAAAUGUUCCACAAUUAAACACAAUAACCAGUUACAUAUCAUACAUUCAACAAAAAAAUAUUUUAACAAAAGAGCGUUUUCGUACAAUACGUCGAUAUUUCUUUCAAUCAAUUGGACUUUAUGUUCUUCUAUAUUAUUUGUUUCGUUUAUUAAUAACAUUUUAUUUCCUCCUUAAAUCUAUACUAAACUUAACAUUUCAAAUGCUUUCAAUAGGUGUUUUCCUUCCAUUUAAAUUUAUUGAUUUGUUUUUGCCUAAAACAACUAGUUAUAAUAUUUUAUUUCCAUCAAUAUGGUUUUGCUCAAUUUUAUCAUUUUUUAUUGCAAAAUUAUCGCAUAAAAAUAUUGAAAUUCAUUUUGCAAACCGUUUUAAAUCAAUAAAGCGUUAUUCGUUUACUGCAACAUUUGUCAUACUUCUUCUUUUACAAUCUGUAUUAAUUCUUCUGCCACUUACUCAAUCGAUACAAGAACAAAGGAAAUUAUCUUUGAAUUCAACUCCAAUCAAACAGCCGGGAAUCAAUUUAGCUGAAAAAAAACUUGUUGAAGCUAAUACUGAAGCAAAUACUCCUAGGAAAAAUUUCGAACCUCUCAAAAGAGAAUUACACGAUCAUCAACGCGAAGAACUUUCAUCAAUUAAUAAUGAUGUAAAAACAAACCAAAGCUCAAGAAGUUCCAAUGAAAAAGAGCUGUUUGAUUCUCGUGGAACAAAUUCAGAAUUGGAAUCAAAUGUUGAAGAUGGCUAUUCCUACUCAAAAGAUUUUGUUAAUCAAGACAAGAACACGGCAGACCAGUUAACUAUUCAGUCGCGAGAUAAACUUUCCCUAGGUAAAGAACGAAGUAUAUUGUUACAAGAGCAAGCAAACUAUUUUGUAGAUUCUGAUGAAGAAUUCAGUUCGAAAGUCCUCGAAAAAUUAUCUCAAAUUAACCAAGCAAAUAUUGAGCAGAUUGAAGAAAUUCUAUCAGAUAAAACAAAAGAAGAAAAGACAAAACUAUCCGUUAAUUUUAAAUCUGAACAACAAAGAACUGAAAUAUGGCGUGAAAAAAUCAAUAAUUGGCUUAGUGAAGCUUGGAAUAUUUGGUAUCAAACUAAACUAGAUUUUCAACAUAUUUUCCCCCUAAGAGCUAAACACACACAUAUUUUAUCUCGGCAUGAUGUUAGCUCAUCUUAUCUAGCUUACACAGAUCUUAAUUGUUAUGAUUAUACACAACCAAUUUAUCAUUCUCGUUUAUCUAAGCAAAAACAUGUUGAUUUUCUCAAUACAUACCGUUACAGUUCACCAUUUCCUAUUUACAUAUCAAUACUAAAAUCGAAUGGGCCUCAGUGUUAUCGUGAUUAUCCGAAUUCUUUGUGUGCAAUUAAUUCAAAUUCAUUUUUCUUAACUUCAAAUAUGAAAUUGUAUCGCAAACUGCAAUUUUUAAUUAUGUUUAGCACACCAAUUAUUAUCUUCAUAGUUAUCAUUAAAAUUAUAACUUACCGAACACAACAGAGAAAAUGUACACCCUCGUUCAAUGUAAACCCACCGACUGUAGUGAAUACAACAAAAUAUUCAUCAUCACAAAAAACAACGUCGAAUAAAUUAAACACUAUGCGUCCAUUAGAUGUUAAACUUGAGAGAGAAUUACGAUCAUGGCUUGAACAUGAACAAAACGAUGGCUACCAAAAACUGAGUGAAGCAUGUCGGAUAGCACUCAAUAACACAUUUUCAAAAAAUAAAGAACAACUCAAUAUAGAAACAUUACAAUUUGCUAAUGCAAAUAUUCAUGAUAUUUCUCAAACAGCGUUUGAAACCAUUAUUAUUAAAGCAUCACUCGACAUUGUUCAUUUAAUUUUUAAUAUCAUAAAUCCAAUUAAAUAUCAACAUUAUUCCAUUGAAAUACCGAAAUUAACCGGUGAACUGCAGAUUUCCGUCACUAGUUCUACGAAUCAAUAUUCUAUUGAAGUCAAAUUUAAGCAAAUUCAAAUUGAUAAUGCUGACAUUAUUGAUCCGAAAAAUGUCUUGUCAUCUGAUGAAAAACAAGAAAUUAUUAAAUUACUGAAAGAAACAAUCAAGCAAACUAUUGUUCAAUGUUGCUGUCAUCUGUUCGACAGUCAAGAAAAUAAUAUUCAUGAAUCAAAAACGCAGCGAUCUAUCACACCACUUCGACCUGAACCUUCAAAUACCAAUCCACAAUGUGAAACUCCUGUUCUAUCAUUAAACAGUAACAAUAAUCAACCAAUAUCUCCGGAAAACGAAGUGAAAAAAUUAGUUGUUCGCAUUGUUAAAGCUGUUAAAUUAUACGAUGUUGAGCAACCAUUUUGUAUUGUUGAAUUAAAUCAGCCCAAGCAAACGCAUCAAACGAGUAUUGCAAAAAAUGGUGUUAAUCCAUUUUGGGAUGAAUGCUUUGUAUUCGACAGCAAUAAUAAAAGUAAUCAAAUACGUUUAAAAAUCAUCGAUCGCAAAAAGCCGAAUAAAAAACACAGCACUCCUAUAAUUGAUACAGUCUAUGCUGACGUGGCAAUACCAUUUUCAUAUGUGACAAGUCAAAGUUAUAAACAAGAUGUACGAAUAACACCACAACAUCCUGAUUCGAUCAUUCGCAUUGAGGUAAACAUUUUAUAUCAUUGUUCGCACUAG